UGUAUGCUUUCUUCUCCCUGCAACAUUGUUUUUAAGUAUUGCGAAUUUUAUUGGAAUGGAUUUUAAAUUAUAUGACGAAGCCGGUUGGCAAAAAUUAACCACCGAAAAAUUAUCCAAGAUUAGAGAAAGAGGUAUAGCAGCAUUGGGUAAACCACAAACUUUCCAACAACCACACUUUAAUCUCGAUUUGGCGGAAACACUCUUGUUCUUAUCCUCUGUUGUCUAUCUUCGGGAAGAAACAGAAGUUCGUAAAGCUGUAACUUAUCUAUCGCAAAUUCGAAAUAAUAUAAAUAAACAAGAACAAGUUGAAGUAUGUGAUCUUGAAAAUGUUUUUCAAGCACUCGAAAAUGCUGAUGAAGGAGUUCGUAAAGUUGUAAAUGAUUGGAUGUGUAAGUGGCAUAGUCCAAUUAGUUACAAACAUUAG
Dentiscutata heterogama is the source of this 424-nucleotide messenger RNA. The record is from the annotation of a GenBank genome assembly. Lineage: Eukaryota; Fungi; Glomeromycota; Glomeromycetes; Diversisporales; Gigasporaceae.